ACCAAUGCGGUCACUGUGAGUCCAGCUCAUGCUGGCUUCCUCUCUGGCCGUAAGUGGGUAGGUCUGCCAGCAACCUGCGGAUAGUUGUGGGUUUCCCCCGGGCUCUGCCCGGUUUCCACCCACCAUUAUGCUGGCCGCCGUGGUAUAAGUGAAAUAUUCUUGAAUACGGCAUAAAACACCAAUCAAGUAAAUAAAUAAAUAAUUGUUUGUUUUUUUCUUUUGCUUUUACCUCAGGUAACGUGGCAUAGGCCUAUACAAAGCAGGACAAUUAGGAAACCAGUCUGUCUGUCUAUGCGCUAAUCAGCCUUAGUUUAGUGCGAUGGAUCGAGUGGUGGCACUGGUAGACAUGGACUGUUUCUAUGUUCAAGUGGAGCAAAGGGAAAAACCAAGCCUGAAGGGAAAGCCCUGUGCUGUGGUACAGUACAACAAGUGGAAGGGUGGAGCGAUCAUCGCUGUGGGGUAUGAGGCCCGAGCAUGUGGGGUGACACGUCAUAUGAGAGGGGAUGAAGCCAAGGAGAAGUGUCCUGCCAUACAGCUUGUCCAAGUGGAGGAAGCCAGGGGUAAAGCUAACCUGUCCAAAUAUCGUGCGGCUGGGGUAGAGGUCAUCGAGGUACUCAGCAGAUUUAGUUCCUGUGUGGAACGCGCCAGUAUCGAUGAAGCUUACAUUGACCUCACCCAGGAGGUGGGAAAGAGGUUAGCGGAUCUGGGAGAAGGGGAGAUAAUCACUGCCAAUCAGCUCCCAAAUACCUUCAUUCAGGGAUGGAAACCAGAUUCUGACAAAAUUGAAGAAGAUGCUGGUCGUGAGAUGGGUGUAUCAGACUGGCUGGGGUCAGUGUUUGACCCAGAAAAUGAUGACCCUCAGCAGCGAGCUCUGGCCAUGGGUGCUAUGGUCGCUGAAGAAAUGAGAGCAGCCGUGUACGCAGAAACGGGAUUCAGGUGUUCCGCAGGCAUCGGGCACAAUAAGAUGUUGGCCAAGCUGGUGUGUGGUUUUCAUAAACCUAACAAACAAACCGUGAUUCCUCAGAGCUCUGUUCCCGCCAUGUUCAACUGUAUGCCUCUGAGGAAGGUACGUAAUUUUGGUGGUAAAAUGGGGGCUGCCAUCAUGGAGAAGUAUGCCAUAGAGAACAUGGGAGAAUUAUGUGCUGUGGAGGAAGCAGACCUGAAGAAAAGCUUUGGAGAUAAAACUGGGAAAUGGCUGUACCAGAUUUGCCGUGGGAUCGACCAUGAGCCAGUCUCCCCAAGGCAGCUGCCUAAGUCCAUCGGCUGCAGCAAGAACUUUAUGGGCAAGGAAUGUCUGGACACAAAGAAGAAGGUGCAGCACUGGUUACAACAGUUAGGGAGUGAGGUAGUGGAGAGGUUAGAAAAGGACAGAAUUGAUAACAAGAGAGUUGCCAAAACAAUGACUGUGUCCUUGUCCUACGUGUGCCGACCUCAGCCAGUUUUAGUCUCAAGGUCAUUUGCUAUUGUGCGUUACGAUGCUGGUAAACUCAUCUCUGAUGCCUUCUCCUUACUUCUGCAGUUUAACACUGGCAAUCCAGCCCAAGGAGCAUGGACACCCCCACUCAUCCACUUGGGUGUAUCCGCCAGCAAAUUUCUGGAGGAAGGAACCAGUGUCACGCCUGGAAUAGCAGGCUACCUGGCAAAGAAGGGAGACAACUCCUUGGUGGGUUCUUCCCAGUUGCCCAGUUCCCAGCUACAUGUACCUAGUAGUUCGUCCAAACUAGGAAAUGCAAAGAAAGUCAAGAGAGGAAGUAUAGAAAACUUUCUGCAAAUGAACUCUGAAAAUUCCAGUGGCAAAUUAAAUGCAUGUGACAAAGACUCACCUGACAUUAUAGAUAUCACUGAGGAAAAGAGGCCUCAUGUUGAUUCAUCCAAUUCCAGUAGUAGUUUGACCGGAAACAAAAGACUUGGAUUUUUUGCCUCCGUCCAAGUCAGUGAAAACACGAAUGCCUCCAAGGUAUAUCUAGGGGAAUCAACAAAAAGUGAAGAGAAAACUUGCAUGAUGUCAUCUAACGAGAAUUCAAACUGCAGCCAAGUGGAAUUCAAGAAUGGAAAUGACGACUUUGAAAUCAUACGAUCCGGAGAAAAACCAACAGUUUCUCUGGAGGAAAGAACUACCAAAAUUACUUGUGGUGAAAAUGCAACAGAUGAUGAAUGUGUAGAACUCAAACGGGCAAUAUCACUUCAUAACGAAGACCAACAGAAUUCAGCAUUGCCUGAGAGUACACAGAAGGGUGUUGGUACACUGGAUACUGAUACCUCUGAUCUGACUAGAUGUGACAAGUGUGCCACACUGAUCCCAGCCUGGGAAUUACCAGAACAUCUGGAUUUUCAUUUUGCUUUGGAGCUUUCUGAGCAGGAAGCCUCACCUGCUGUAAGACUAGAGAACAGGUGUAAAAACUUGGCCAAGAAAAGAAUGUCUGACACUCCCAUUACCUCCAGUCAUAGUGACAAGAAAGCCAAAUAUGCUAAAGGGGUUACCUCUCUUCAUUCAUUUUUUAAAAGCAAGUAA
Messenger RNA from Liolophura sinensis, 2512 nucleotides. Its product is annotated as DNA polymerase eta-like. Lineage: Eukaryota; Metazoa; Mollusca; Polyplacophora; Chitonida; Chitonidae. Gene Ontology annotation, molecular function: DNA-directed DNA polymerase activity; damaged DNA binding. The coding region runs from base 320 to 2512 and encodes 730 amino acids. Gene Ontology annotation, biological process: response to radiation; error-prone translesion synthesis. The record is from RefSeq and is a predicted model, not a curated record. The transcript has 10 exons. Gene Ontology annotation, cellular component: site of double-strand break; nucleus; replication fork.